Messenger RNA from Penicillium chermesinum, 597 nucleotides. Its product is annotated as CFEM domain-containing protein. Bases 1 to 597 code for a protein of 198 amino acids. The record is from RefSeq and is a predicted model, not a curated record. Lineage: Eukaryota; Fungi; Ascomycota; Eurotiomycetes; Eurotiales; Aspergillaceae. The transcript is spliced from 3 exons.
AUGAAGUCCGUCUCUAUUGCCAUGGCCCUGCUGGGUGCCUCUGUCGUCUCCGCUGCUGGGAUGUCUGCAAGUGAUUGCGCGCAAAUGUGCAUUAGCAAUAUGAACGCAAAGGCCAGCGAACUCGGCUGCUCCGCGAAUGACAAGGCUUGCCUGUGCAAGACCGACGACUACGGAUAUGGGAUCCGUGACUGCACCAAGCAGGCUUGUCCCAAUGAUGACGCCGCCAAGGUUCUGCAGAUGGCUUUGGCCGGCUGCCCUGAUGGUUCUGGCUCCGGCUCCGGCUCCGGCUCAGGCUCUGGUUCUAGCUCCGGCUCCGGCUCUGGCUCCUCUACCACUUCCGGCUCAGGCGCAGGCUCAGGUUCGGAGACCACCACUGGUUCUGGCAGCGACGCAACUGGUUCUAGCACCACUGUCUCUGGCGCCGGCAGCGGCUCGGGUGCCACAACCUCUGGCUCAGGCUCAAGCUCCGGAUCCUCGGGCGCUGCGACGGCCACCAACACCGCUAGCAUGACUGGUACCAACACUGAUGGCAGCGGCAGUGGAAGCAUGACCGUAUGUAGCACGGAUGAUCCUCCACAUGCUGUUCUGUGUCACUAA